AGACGCCGCCGGCCCCUCGCCGCGCCAUGUUCAAGAAGCUGAAGCAGAAGAUCAGCGAGGAGCAGCAGCAGCUGCAGCAGGCAUUAGCCCCUGCUCAGGUUUCCUCCAGCUCUUCGACACCAACAAGGACUAGAAGCAGAACAUCUUCAUUUACAGACCAGCUCGAUGACGUCACACCCAACAGAGAGCUUCUAGCCGGGAUGGUAGCAGAGCCUGCCUUUCUCUCUGAAUACACUAUCUUUGCUUUGGAUUCCUCCAAACAGCCCAAAACACAGACUGGCAGUGUGAAUGUAUCAACGCAAGCAACAAAAUCUACAGAUGCUGUUACUAGAGAUGAAUCAUCCCCUUCUCAGUCCGGUGACACACAGACUUUUGCGCAGAAGCUCCAGCUCCGAGUACCUUCCAUGGAGUCUCUGUUUCGAAGUCCCAUAAAGGAAUCCCUGUUUCGGUCUUCUAAAGAGUCUUUGGUCCGAACAUCUUCCAGAGAGUCCCUGAACCAACUUGACCUGGACUGUUCUGCUGCUACCUUUGAUCCACCUUCUGAUAUGGAGAGCGAGACAGAAGAUGCACCGUGGACCUCAGACAGUCUCAACAGAGAGCAGCUGCUUCAGCGGUUGCGCAGAAUGGAGCGAAGCCUAAGCAGCUACCGAGGGAAGUACUCCGAGCUCGUCACAGCGUUUCAGACUCUUCAGAGAGAGAAGAGAAAGCUACAGGGUAUAUUGAGUCAGAGUCAAGAUAAAUCACUUCGGAGAAUUUCAGAAUUAAGAGAGGAGCUGCAGAUGGAUCAGCAAGCAAAGAAACAUCUUCAGGAAGAGUUUGAUGCAUGUUUGGAGGAGAAAGAUCAGUAUAUCAGUGUUCUCCAGACUCAGGUUUCUCUUCUAAAGCAACGAUUACAGAAUGGCCCGAUGAGUGUUGAUGUUCCAAAACCACUCCCUCCAGUGGAGCUCCAGGCAGACGUGCACAAUGACACGGAGAGGAUGGAGGAGAAAGUGGAGGGUGUCGGGGAGCCAGUGGGAGGUGGGACUUCCGCUAAAACCCUGGAAAUGCUCCAGCAAAGAGUGAAACGUCAGGAGAAUCUACUUCAGCGCUGUAAGGAGACAAUCGGGUCCCACAAGCAGCAGUGCGCACUGCUGCUGAGCGAGAAGGAGGCGCUGCAGGAGCAGCUGGAUGAAAGGCUGCAGGAGCUGGAAAAGAUGAAGGAGCUUCAUAUGGCUGAGAAGACUAAACUUAUCACUCAGUUGCGUGAUGCAAAGAACUUAAUUGAACAGCUUGAACAAGAUAAGGGAAUGGUAAUAACAGAGACGAAGCGGCAAAUGCUUGAGACCCUGGAACUGAAAGAAGAUGAGAUUGCUCAGCUUCGUAGUCAUAUCAAACAGAUGACUACCCAGGGAGAGGAGCUGCGCGAACAGAAAGAAAAGUCUGAAAGAGCUGCUUUUGAGGAACUUGAAAAAGCCUUGAGUACAGCCCAAAAAACUGAAGACGCACAGAGAAGAAUGAAGGUGGAGAUGGAUGAACAGAUAAAGGCUGUUGAGAGAGCGAGCGAGGAGGAGCGCCUCCGCCUUCAGCAUGAACUGAGUCGGGUGAGGCAGGAGGCUGUCAGCAUGGCGAAAAAGAAUUCAGAAGAACAACUUGCUGAACUCCAGAAGCUGCAUGCCGAGGAGCUGGCCAGCAAAGAGGAGGAACUGACCAGGAAGCUGGAGGCCCGGGAGAGGGAGCUGCAGGAGCAGAUGAGGAUAGCUCUCGAAAAGAGUCGAUCAGAAUAUUUGAAGCUCACCCAAGAAAAAGAGCAGCAAGAAUCCUUGGCUUUAGAGGAGGUAGAGCUGCAGAAGAAGGCCAUCCUCACAGAAAGUGAAAACAAACUCCAGGAACUCGGGCGAGAAGCAGAGGCUUACCGAACUAGAAUUCUUGAAUUGGAAACCUCUUUGGAAAAACGCUUACAAGAAAGCAAAACUCAUUCAGAGCAUUUGGCUGUUCAUCUGGAAGCUGAGAAGAAUAAGCACAAUAAAGAACUCACAGCCCUGGCUGAGAAGCACAGGACAGAACUGGAGGGCCUCCGGCAGCAGCAGGACAGCCUGUGGACUGAGAGGCUCCAGAGCCUCUCGCAGCAGCAUCAGGCUGCUGUGGAGGAGCUCAGAGAGAAGUAUCAGCAAGAAAAAGAUGCAUUACUGAAGGAGAAGGAAAGUCUCUUCCAGGCCCACAUACACGACAUGAAUGAAAAGACCUUGGAGAAGCUGGACCAGAAGCAAAUGGAACUGGAGUCUGUAUCUUCCGAGCUGUCAGAAGCUCUAAAAGCCCGUGACCAGCUUGCAGAGGAGCUUUCUGUCCUAAGGGGUGACGCAGAUAAAAUGAGGCAGGCUUUAGAGGCUGAGCUGGAGGAGCAGAGGCGUCACCACCAGCGUGAGGUUGACAGCAUUAGUGAGCAACAAGAAAUAACUGUCCGCAGAACCGAGAAGGCACUGAAGGAUGAGAUCAACCAGCUGGGGGGUCUCCUGAAGGAGAAGGAUGAGCACCUGAAAGAGCGGCAGGCCCGGGUACAAGAUCUUGAAGCUCAUCUUCAAAAGUCUGCUGGGGAGCUCCAGCAAGCCUUUGCCAAGCUGGAUCUCCUCCACGCUCAGCAGAGCACCGCACAUGAGCAGACAGGCGCAUAUGAGGAGCAGCUGGUCCAAAUGCAACAAAAGGUGUUGGAUCUGGAAACAGAGAAGAACCUUCUUACCAAGCAGGUAGUGGAAAUGGAAACACAAAAAAAGCACAUGUGUGUGGAGUUGGACACUCAGAGAGCUCAGGUGCAGCAGCUGGAGGGAGAGAGAAGUGAGCUGGAGGAGAAGGUCAGAUCGUUAGCCCAGCUCCAGGAGUCACAGCUCAAGAACAGUACUGUGGAGAAGGAGCAAGCACAGCAAGGCCUGAUAGAGAAGGAAAAUGUCAUCUUACAGAUGAGAGAAGAACAGGCCAAGGAAAUCGAGAUCCUCAAGCAGAAAUUGUCUUCUAAAGAAGAGAGCAUUAGUAUUUUGCACAAGGAAUAUGAAACCAAAUUUAAAAAUCAGGAAAAAAGAAUAGAAAAAAUUAAGCAGAAAGCAAAAGAAAUGCAAGAAACGAAGAAAAAGUUGUUGGAUCAGGAAGCCAAACUUAAAAAAGAGCUUGAAAAUACUGUCCUCGAGCUUAGUCAGAAAGAGAAACAGUUCAAUGUUCAAAUCCUGGAAAUGGCACAGGCUAACUCAGCUGGAAUUAGCGACACGGUGGCGAGACUAGAGGAGAACCAGAGGCAGCAGAUAGAAAGCCUGACCGAGGCUCAUCAGCGAAAACUUGAUGAUGUCAUAGAGUCCUGGGAAAAGAAGCUGAGUGAGCAGGCUGCAGAGCUUCGGGCCGAGCAUGAGAAGCAGCUACAGGAGAAGGAGCAGGAGAUCCUCACAGUCCAGGCUGAAAAAGAGGAGGUGACUAAGGAAAUGGUGCGGUUGACAGAGGCGGUCACUGGGCAGGACGUGGCACUAGCUGGCCUGCAGGGACAGCUGGAGCAGAAGUCUGCUGUCAUUGUUUCACUUUCAGAGCAUCAAGCUCAGCUACAGUCACAAGUGGAAAAGCUGGAGGCUGACUUGGGUUGUUCUCUGAAUGAAAAGCUUUCUCUUCAAGAGGAGCUGGCUGAGCUGAAACUGCUGGCAGAAAAGGAUCAGCUCAGGGUCUCUGAGCUGACGAGCAAGGUGCGGGCUGCAGAGGAGGAGCUCCAGAGCUGUAAGUCUUCACAUGAGAUCAGCAAGAAGAGCUUGGAGGACAAAAGCUUGAACCUCAAAGCCUUGCUUGAGGAGCUAGCAUCUCAGCUAGAUAGUCGCUGUGAAAGAACUAAAGCGUUGUUAGAAGCCAAGAUGAAUGAACUAGUCUGCACCAGCUGUGACAAGACCGACGCUAUUCUUUCUAGGCUGUCACACUGCCAGCGGCACACAGCCACAGUUGGGGAGGCACUGCUCAGGAGAAUGGGCCAAGUUUCUGAAUUAGAAGCACAACUUACACAGCUGACAGAGGAGCAGCAGACACUAAAGAGCUCUUUUCAGCAAGUUACCAAUCAGUUGGAAGAAAAAGAAAAUCAGAUUAAGACCAUGAAGGCUGAUAUUGAAGGUCUUAUCACAGAAAAAGAAGCCUUACAGAAAGAAGGAGGCCAGCAGCAGCAGGCGGCCUCUGAGAAGGAGUCAUGUAUCACACGGUUGAAGAAAGAGUUAUCAGAAAACAUCAAUGCCCUCACACUACUGAGAGAAGAACUUUCGGAGAAGAAGUCUGAGAUUGCCAGUCUUAGCAAGCAGCUGAGUGAUGUCAGUGCUCAGCUGGAGAGCAGCAUCAGCCCAAGUGACAAGGCCGAAGCCAUCUCUGCUCUGAGCAAGCAGCAUGAGGAACAGGAGCUGCAGCUGCAAGCUCAGCUUCGAGAGCUGUCUUUGAAAGUCGAUGCUCUGAGUAAGGAGAAAAUGUCUGCCCUUGAGCAGGUAGAUCAUUGGUCCAACAAGGUCUCAGAGUGGAAAAAAAAAGCACAGCCCAGAUUGGCACAGUACCAAAGCACUAUUAAAGACCUGCAGGCACAGCUUGACUUAAAAGCCAAAGAAGCUAGUGAGAAGGAUGAGCAGAUACGUUUACUGAAGGAAGACCUUGAUCAGCAGAAUAAAAGAUUUGAAUGUUUAAAGGGUGAGAUGGAAGACAGGAAGAGCAAGAUGGAGAAAAAGGAGUGUGACUUAGAGACUGAGUUAAAGACUCAGACAGCAAGGGUCAUUGAAUUAGAAGACUGCAUUACUCAGAGGAAAAAAGAAGUUGAGUCCUUAAAUGAAACACUUAAGAAUUACAGCCAGCAGAGGGACACUGAGCACAGUGGACUGGUUCAGAGACUUCAGCACUUGGAAGAGUUGGGAGAAGAGAAAGACAACAAGGCUAGGGAGGCUGAGGAGACAGUCCUGAGACUACGAGAGCAGGUGUCCUCACUGGAAGCUGAACUUGGAGUUGUGAAGAAGGAACUAGAACAUGUGAAUUCAAAUGUGAAAAGCAGAGAUGGGGAGUUGAAAGCUUUAGAAGACAAACUUGAGUUAGAAAGCGCUGCAAAAGUGGAGCUGAAGAGGAAGGCGGAGCAGAAGAUUGCUGCCAUCAGGCGGCAGCUCUUGUCUCAGAUGGAAGAGAAAGCACAACAGUAUGCGAAAGACACAGAAAGCCAGUUGAGUGAGCUGAGUGCAAAAUUACAAGAAAGAGAAAAGCAAAUUCACAUCCUAGAAGACAGACUUAAAAACCUAGAAAGUUCUCCACAACCAGAAAUGCCAGUUGUGUGUAGAUCUAUGGGAAAUGUGGCAACAUCUCUUGAGCAAGAAGCAGCAGAUUUCCAAGACUGUACACAGAAGGCAUGUAAAGAAAGAAUCUGCAUGCUGCAAAGAUGUUUAAUUGAAAAAGAGAAGCUGCUGCACAGGCUGGAGCAGGGUGAAGGGGAGGCAGUGUCAUUGCAGUCUGAGGUGCAGCACAGGGAGCUCUCGGGAAAGUCAGACCGCACCAGAGCCAAGCAGCUCGAAGACCAAGUUUUGAUAGGGUGUCUUCAAGAAGAACUGGAAGAAAAGAUGAAGUGUUCCUUAACUGUGUCCCAGCCCAUGGGAGAAGACACUGGGAAAAACGACCCAGGCAUGAAGCAGGAUUGGACAGGUGUGGUUGACAGUGUCCAGAAAACCCUUCAGGAGAAGGAGCGGACCUGCCAGACCCUGGAGCAAAGGGUGAAAGAGCUGGAGUCCGAGUUAAUCAGAGAGAGGGGCGCCCAUAGACUUGAAAUGGAAAAGUUGACCUUAAAAUCACAAUCUUUACAGCAAGAAGUGGAUGGGAAAAAUAAAUCUGUGGAAAAUUUGGAAGAUAGGCCUGAGGAAAAUUCCAAAUCACAUGUGAUCCAGUCGAAAUUGGGAACUACGAUGGAUGGCCAGAACAGUGACCUGGAGUCAAAGUUAGCAGGGGCGGAGCGGGAAAAGCAGAAGCUGAGCAAGGAGUUGGCGAGGCUACAGAAAGAUCUUCGAGCUCUGAGAAAGGAGCAUCAGCAGGAACUGGAUCUCCUGAGGAAAGAAUGUGAACAGGAAGCAGAGGAAAAGCUCAAACAGGAGCAAGAGGAUCUUGAGUUGAAGCACACUUCCACACUGAAGCAGCUGAUGCGGGAGUUUAACACGCAGCUGGCACAGAAGGAUCAGGAGCUCGAAAGAACUGUUCAGGAGACUAUUGAUAAGGCCCAAGAGGUGGAAGCCGAACUUCUGGAAAGCCACCAAGAAGAGACACAGCAAUUGCAUAGAAAGAUCGCAGAAAAAGAGGAUGAUCUGAAAAGGACAGCCAGAAGAUACGAGGAGAUACUUGAUGCCCGUGAAGAAGAAAUGACUGCAAAAGUAACAGACCUGCAGACCCAGCUUCAGGAGCUCCAGAAGAAAUACGAGCACAGGCUGGAGCAGGAGGAGAGCGCCCAGGACAGUGUAACAGUUAUGGAGCUACAGACACAGCUGGCCCAGAAGACCACUCUGAUCAGCGAUUCCAAGUUGAAGGAGCAGGAGCUGAGAGAGCAGGUCCAUAAUUUAGAAGACCGUUUGAAAAGAUAUGAAAAGAGUGUAUGUGCAGCACCUGUGGGGACACCUUACAAAGGUGGCAAUUUGUACCACACUGAGGUCUCACUCUUCGGAGAACCUACUGAGUUUGAAUAUUUGCGAAAAGUGCUGUUUGAGUAUAUGAUGGGUCGGGAGACCAAGACCAUGGCCAAAGUUAUAACCACUGUCCUGAAAUUCCCUGAUGAUCAGGCUCAGAAAAUUUUGGAAAGAGAAGAUGCUCGUCUGAUGUUCACCUCACCUCGCAGUGGCAUCUUCUGAUGACCGUCAGUCUGUGCUUAGCGUGCAUGUGUCAUGGCUCCGAACCUCAUCUUGAAGAAAUGGGGAGCAUGAGUCUGGGCAGCCGCUGCCCAGGAAGCUGUGCCCGAGUGGUGGUCUUGGAGAAUGGCGCUGUCAUUACGGGCCAUUUGUGUAGCUUGAAGACAGAUGUUACCCUGGCCACAGAUACAUUGCUUUUGAAGCAGACAUUCUUGGUGGAGAAAUGGUGAUAGUUUUGUUCUUUUUUAUUCAGUUUUUUUUCUUGGGAAGUUUUCUGUGGUUUAAAGGCUAUUCUGAUUGGCCCCACCUGGCUGGCUGUUCAGUGUCUCUUGUGUUCUCCCACUCUUUAAAGAACUGUCCAUCUUCCUUAUUUAUUUUAGGGUGGUUUCUUUUUCUUCUUAAAGACUUGUGCAAUACAUUUUGAGGUGAAACUUAAGUGAAUUUUUUCUGAUAAAUUAGAGAAUUUAAUUGACUGUUUCACAGAUUGAUUUUUUGAAUAUUUGCUAAAGCCUAAUUCUUUAUGCUAUGAUAAAUCCCAAAUGGCAGUACCUCAUGUUUACCUAGCUUUUGUACUUAUAUUAUUUUUCAGAGGAAAAAAUACUACUGUAAAUUGUAAAUAGUACAUAAUCCUAUUGUCUGCAGCUCUGUGACUGUUGGCCAUGUCAUCUCAGAGGAUCAGAUAAAUAAAGUUUAUUUCCUAUAUAAUA
This is a messenger RNA of Grammomys surdaster, 7540 nucleotides long. It is a transcript of the gene Golga4, whose product is annotated as golgin A4. Gene Ontology annotation, biological process: Golgi vesicle transport. Lineage: Eukaryota; Metazoa; Chordata; Mammalia; Rodentia; Muridae. The coding region runs from base 27 to 6836 and encodes 2269 amino acids. Gene Ontology annotation, molecular function: small GTPase binding. The record is from RefSeq and is a predicted model, not a curated record. Gene Ontology annotation, cellular component: Golgi apparatus. The transcript is spliced from 26 exons.